CGGCGUCCUGCGGUCGGCAAUGCGCAGCCUACGACACCGCACAUACGUUCGUGUUGUCUUAUGUUUGUCGAAUUGGCACCGCGCUUCGCAAUGUCUUUUGUUUGUUCGACGGACUCAUUCGAACCCACGGUAGUUUCUCCGACUACCGGCGUCGAUUGUGCGCAACAAGAUUGCCUCAAAGACCUCUUUCAGGCUGGGCAGCCACCCGAUGUGCACAUGGUAGUGUCUCCACUCAUCUUAUGCGACGACGACUUCUUCGAGGAUGGCUCGAAUCCCCGCAAAAAACGUUCUGUUAACACCAGUGACGUAACCUUCCGUGUGGGCGACCGCUUCGCGAGUUUCGUAGAGCUCGAAAAGGCCGUCGCCGCCUACAGCUCGCGCCAUUCUGUGCAGCUGUGGAAAAGAGACGCGCGCACCAUCGACGCGGCCAGGAAGAGAGUUGGCAACAUCGCCAGCAAAAUGAGCGAGCACCUGAAGUAUCAGUGCAUCAAAUACUGCUGCAUUCACGGGGGAAAGAAGUUCACCUCAACCGCCACUGGACGAUCGUCCUCGACCUUCAAGCAUGACUGUGGGUUCCACAUCUACGUUGUUGCCACCAAAGACGGAGCCAACCUGGAGGUCCGAAGUGUGUGUCUCUGGCACACCAAUCAUGCUGUGUCAUCAGAGCCUCUUUCUGAGCAUACGCCUCAAAGGCGGAAGGUUGGCCCUGGUUUCAAGCACAUACCAGCAGCCCACAACAUUCCAAGCACGGAAGUGCCUCUGUCAGAUGAAAUUAAAAAGCCAGACCCCCUGCUAAUCGACAAUGAAAACAUUAACCUGUAUCUGUCAAGCAAUCAAAAGCACCAUUAUAAGCCAGAGCUUCAUGAUGGUGCUUCUGAUGGCUUGGCAGGAUCAGAGACUUUGUUUAAUGACAAUGUAAAAGCCAGAGCGCCUGCCCCUGUGAGGCUGGCUGCUGUGCUUAGUGACAAUGCUAAAAGUGAGCCAAUACUGUCAAGUCACCAAAAGGACCAUCGGAAGAAUAAACCUCUGCCUAUUGACAAUGGUGAGGAUGAGCUAAUUCUGUCAAGCCAUGAAAUGCAUGAAAAAGCUGCAGCAGUUGCUGGCAAGAUUGCCAGAAUUCUUUCUGGAGCCUCGAUGCCAAAGUUCCAGCGAAGAUUGGAAGUUCUGGAGGCACUUCUGAGAGACUGGUCUUGCGAUGACGAAGUGGCAGCAGGUAACAGGGAGGAUAACCAGUGCAUCGCAUCUCCUUGCUUCAAACCUGCAGAAGUUUAGGAAGCACCACACAAGAGCAAUGCUGGCACCUUCACUCUGGCAGCAGACGAAGCUGAUGCUCGUCUUUCGGGUAUCGCAACUUUCGUGUCAGUUCUAAGUGGGCAGAAAAUCAAACCCAUAACUGUUCUAGCACUCAAAGCCUCCCAAUCUCUUACCUGUUUCAAUGCUGACGAGGCUAAUACACCAUUCGCUGAUACCGUUAAGGAAAUCGAAAUUGCUCCUUGUAUGAGCAGCUGCAGGCACCCCAAGGAAAGCAAUUUGACCGUGGAUCCCACAAAAAGAAAAUGUGUUUCAGACUGUGGCCCCUUCAGGUCUUGCACUUGUCAGGAAAAAAAAUUUACUGUCUUAAUGUGGCUAGUGGGUGAGGCUGCUGCUACUGAUGGCUUGAACGGUAAGGUCCUCGAAAAAAAGGAUGUUGAAACAAAGCCGGAGUUGCUGCACUGUGGUUUGUUGGAUGACAGCGUGGAUGUUAGCAUUGCAGAGACGUUCUUCUCCAGCGAUGCUUGGACUGCUGCGAUGAGUGUAGUGAAUGCGAAACGCUCGGUGCACUGGUGGGAUUGUGAAGAGUGUCAUAGAGACCUGAAAAAAGUUCGACUCAUUUUUGUGUGACUGGUGCCUCAGCUGGUAUCACAUCCCAUGCACCUCAUUGAAAAGGCAGCCAAAGAAGAAGAAACUCUGGCAGUGUUCUUAUUGCAGGUAACUCUGUAAAGUAUGUAAUUUUCUUGUGAAUAAUGUACAAAACUCGCUUCUUGAUUUUGCCUUUAUAACACUUGAAGAGUUUGGGUACAGUGCAAUAAAAAAAACUUUGUUCUCUCAU
Messenger RNA from Rhipicephalus microplus (southern cattle tick), 2089 nucleotides. RefSeq lists its product as uncharacterized. The record is from RefSeq and is a predicted model, not a curated record. NCBI's taxonomy places the organism in Eukaryota, Metazoa, Arthropoda, Arachnida, Ixodida, Ixodidae.